AUGUCACAGUCAUCUUCUUCGUCCAACACCAUCCACUCCUACCACCAUCCUCCACCUCCUACGACCACUAUCCACCUCCAUCAACAAACACCAUCUUCCAUUACCACCAUUCGUCAUCACAUGCACACAUCUACACCACCACCAAUUUUCUGUAAUUUCUUGAUUGCGAAUUUCUCCAAAAGACAGGGUGUCCUGAAAGGGAAGAAAAGUCUUGAAAAACAACCAACUGCUUAUCUAUUUUAUAAAAAAGAAGACUUCCUGACACGAACGGGUUGA
Messenger RNA from Lactuca virosa, 276 nucleotides. The record is from the annotation of a GenBank genome assembly. NCBI's taxonomy places the organism in Eukaryota, Viridiplantae, Streptophyta, Magnoliopsida, Asterales, Asteraceae.